Lampris incognitus (smalleye Pacific opah) is the source of this 2196-nucleotide messenger RNA. It is a transcript of the gene polr3c, whose product is annotated as polymerase (RNA) III (DNA directed) polypeptide C. The transcript has 13 exons. Gene Ontology annotation, biological process: DNA-templated transcription. Bases 181 to 1839 code for a protein of 552 amino acids. Gene Ontology annotation, molecular function: single-stranded DNA binding. NCBI's taxonomy places the organism in Eukaryota, Metazoa, Chordata, Actinopteri, Lampriformes, Lampridae. Gene Ontology annotation, cellular component: RNA polymerase III complex. The record is from RefSeq and is a predicted model, not a curated record.
CGGCAGCUAUUCGGCGAGGGAGGGCGGAAGUGUUUUGCCAUCCACACGUGUUUCCAGUUGGUUGUUUUGUUGUUGUGUGUGUGGGUUGUUGUUUUUUUUUUUGGUCAUCCUGACGACGCAGAACGGAGGAGGGAGACUCGCCCCGGCGGCUCGGAAGCGCGACCCGGCGGUCUCGGAGAGAUGACUGCGCAGGAGGUGCGGCUGUGUGGCCUCCUCCUCCAGGAGCACUUUGGGGACGUGGUGGAGAAGGUUGGAAAGCACCUGCUUAGUAGCGGAGAACAGAAUCUGCGAACCGUCGCUCGUGAGACCGGCACACCUAUGGACCUGGUUAAAAAGUCUCUGUGUGUGCUGAUGCAGCAUGGGGCCUGUUUGUUCACCUCAGGACGCAAGGGGCCCGGCAGCCCAGUGGAGUACCAGGCCAGCUGUGAGCGGAUUCUAAAUAUUCUCCGCUACCCACGCUACAUCUACACAGCCAAAACCCUCUACGGUGACACGGGCGAAUUGAUCAUAGAGGAAUUACUACAGAGAGGUCACAUGACCAUGAGCAGCACUGUGAAGACAGUCGCUGAUCGUCUCACACAGAAUAUGGAAGAUGGACAUAGCAUGGAGUAUAGUGAGGUGAUUUCUGCAUUCUCUAAACUGGUAGAAACUCAUUUUCUGCAGCGCUGCCCUCCAGUGGCAGUGGUAGGAGCAAAAACCAGCACGGCCCCAGUUCUAGCUCCACCUCCACCUCCAAUCACCCCUGCUGCCACAGCUGCCCCUGCCAGCACUGCCCCAGCCACGCCAGAGAGCUUCAAAGACUGCUACAAAGUGCCUCAUGUCCAGCUUUUUGGUCGUGGUAAACGCUGUCAUUCCAGCGAGGACGGAGAGGACCAAGGAACCUCAAAGAGGGCCAAACUUGAUCCACAGACACAUGGAGAUGAGGGGAUCUACUGGCAGGUGAACUUUGAGAGGUUCCAUCUUCACUUCCGAGACCAGGCCAUCAUCAAUGCUGUGGCCAGCAAGCUGGACCAGACAAGCAGCGAGAUAGUGCGGACCAUGCUGAGGAUGAGUGAGGUGACGACUCCGCCCUCCGCCGCCUGCACGCAGGCGCUCUCGGCUAAUGAGAUCUUCAGGUCCCUCCCACCCAACUACAGCAUCAGCCGGCCUAUCUUAGACCAGUACCUCACACUUCUGGUGGAUGACCCGAUGGAGUUUGUGGGGAAGUCGGGUGAUAGUGGAGGAGGGAUGUACGUUGUCAAUUUGAACAGAGCGCUGACCAAUUUGGCAAGAGCUACGCUAGAGUCUGUGGUACAGGAGCGAUUUGGCUCCAGGUCUGCGCGCAUCUUUCGUCUUUUGCUCAGGAAACGUCACCUGGAGCAGAAGCAGGUGGAGGACUUCGCCAUGAUCCCCGCUAAAGAGGCUAAAGACAUGCUCUAUACACUGCUUUCCGAGAACCUGGUCCAGCUACAGGAAAUUCCGAAGACCCCUGACCACGCUCCCUCUCGUACCUUUUACCUUUACACCGUCAACCAGCUCCCCACCGCCAGAAUGCUGCUGCAGAAUUGCUACAAGACGGUGGCCAACCUCAUAGAGAGACGCCUAUUUGAGACCAAAGAGAGCAAGCGCCUGCUGGAGAAAUCGCAGCGAAUCGAGGCGAUCCUGGCGUCUUUGCAGGCCAGUGGGGCGGAGCCUGAACAGCUGAGUGAGGUGGAGGAAAUGAUCACCGCCCCCGAGAGGCAGCAGCUGGAGUCCCUACGGCAUCACAUCAACAAGUUAGAUUCGGCAGAGAAUCAGGUGGACGAGACCAUCUUCCUCCUGGAAUCUUACAUCAGCUCCACUUCUAAAGCCAUACGCUGAGUCAGCUAAGACGCCGGCACGCGUCACAGCCAGAGAGCUCCUCAGGACUACACCUUCCUCCUUCAGUUCAUGUAAACGUGUGGUCACAAGUGUAACUGCUUCAUAGUUUCCUCGUUUGCAAUGCAAAAGUUUUGCAACUUAAAAAGCUUGGUUUUAUAAUGGAAUAUAUUACUCUGUUCUGCAAUAUGCAGUGUAAAAUUGCAUAGUUUCAUUACACAAAUUAAGAGUUACCACAAAUAUAUGUUUCACCAGUUUUAAUUUCAACAACAAAACAAACUGUAGGACACACAUGGGACAAAGUGGUUGAAAUGUUAAAACUGUGUUGUCUGAAUAUUAAAUAGAAAAACUGUAGUUUGA